Molecule: messenger RNA, 1284 nt
Organism: Echinostoma caproni
Lineage: Eukaryota; Metazoa; Platyhelminthes; Trematoda; Plagiorchiida; Echinostomatidae
Source: the annotation of a GenBank genome assembly
AUGCCUCGUUCGCAUUCCCCUUCCGGUGCUCCGACGUCACUUCAUUCAACAAACGCGCCACAAUCCCAACAUCAAAUUCGUCAGCAUCAACAAAUAUCGCCCCCGACAUCUUCGCAACCGCCACAACACCAUCACGUACCACCGCCUGACCAGUGUGUACCUGAGUUAUCCGCCUCCGACUCCCAGAUGGACUCUGGAACCUCAUCCACCAGUUCCAUGCAUCAACAAGCUUUGGCUGCGGCGACAGCCUAUGCUGCAGCUGCUGCCUACGCUGGUUUGGACCCGAUGGUCGCGGCUCAUCAGCGCCUUGGCUGCCAAUCCGCCUGUAGCAAUUCCGCUAUUUCCAUGCCUCGUUCGCAUUCCCCUUCCGGUGCUCCGACGUCACUUCAUUCAACAAACGCGCCACAAUCCCAACAUCAAAUUCGUCAGCAUCAACAAAUAUCGCCCCCGACAUCUUCGCAACCGCCACAACACCAUCACGUACCACCGCCUGACCAGUGUGUACCUGAGUUAUCCGCCUCCGACUCCCAGAUGGACUCUGGAACCUCAUCCACCAGUUCCAUGCAUCAACAAGCUUUGGCUGCGGCGACAGCCUAUGCUGCAGCUGCUGCCUACGCUGGUUUGGACCCGAUGGUCGCGGCUCAUCAGCGCGUCAAAGCCUAUUAUGAUCAUUGGGCUUCAUCUUUGUUUGGCAGCUUGGCUGCCAAUCCGCCUGUAGCAAGUGGUCCCACCAACGCUCUAAGCGACUAUCCGCAUCCAGUCAAUAGUAACAACAACCGAGCAACAGACUGGUCCGUAAAUCAAACUGACCGCAGUGAUCGUGUAUUUGAUCCACUAUCCGCAGAUCCUACAUGGGCCUGGCCGAGAGAUCAGACUGGUGCCCGCCAGCUUUCCAAUCCAGCCUCGCGUCCGGGUGGUUUUUUCGAUACCAGUUCACGAUUGAGCGACUGCACCGCAGCCUAUCCACCGGUUGGAGGAGCGGUUGGCGGUCCCUUCUCGGAAUUCUCGACCAACCCGAAUUCCAGCGGUCUUCCGAAUCUCUCUCAGCACACAGUGCAUUCAUCGCAUCACUCACAUAUGCCAGCAACAACGAAGGACUCAACCGCGAUCGAGUUUGGGAUAAAUUCAGGACAUCCGGGUCUAACCGCCCCGGCCUAUUCGGAUCCGAUACUACCUCAUUUGUCCCAUCCGGAUCCAUAUAGGCAUUUUCAUCCCGGAUUAGAUUAUGCCCGAUUCGGUCCCGGGCCGUCAUCGCACGAACCACGAGUCAACGGAUGGUCGUAA